Messenger RNA from Leptopilina heterotoma, 2329 nucleotides. Its product is annotated as sphingomyelin phosphodiesterase 1-like. Gene Ontology annotation, molecular function: acid sphingomyelin phosphodiesterase activity. Gene Ontology annotation, biological process: ceramide biosynthetic process; sphingomyelin catabolic process. Bases 239 to 2152 code for a protein of 637 amino acids. Gene Ontology annotation, cellular component: lysosome. NCBI's taxonomy places the organism in Eukaryota, Metazoa, Arthropoda, Insecta, Hymenoptera, Figitidae. The record is from RefSeq and is a predicted model, not a curated record. The transcript has 7 exons.
UUGAGCGAUAAAGAAUAUUAAAUUUGCUUCUUUUUAUUAAUAAUGUAUAUCGACUGAUUAAUAGUCGAGAGAUGAAAGAAAAAUUCUAAAUUAAAAAAUCACAAUUUGUAUUUUAAAUACUUGUAAGAAAGAGAGAUGGAAAAAUUGUCGGAAGAGUGGGGUUUUACCUUUAAGAAGGUAAGAAAUCUUCUUAUCAAGUUCAGUAAUUUCUAUAGUACUAUUAGUGGUCAAAUCUAAUAUGAAGUUUAUUACAAUUUCUCUUUGUUGCCUCACAUUUUGCGCCGUUCUCGUCGCAACUAAUUCUCUAAAUAUACUUGAUAUCAAAGCUGAUAUUUUAAGCACUGAAAUUGAAUUAUGGGUGAAAUCGGGAAUAAAAUCGUCGCUUUUAAAGCAAGCAAUAAAAGCACUGGCUCUUCCAACCGCCCUUCAGCGAAAAGAUUUUAAAGCCUUAGAGGGAAUACAGGCAAUUACCAUUUGUACAAUAUGUAAUGUAAUGGUAAAAACAAUAGUGAUAUUGAGAAAAGGGGGAACUGCACCAGAAACUAUAUCGAAAUCGAUUGCCGAUUUGUGUACACUUUUUAAUUUACAAACAGAAGAAGUUUGUUCCGGUGUCGUUCAAUUAAAUGCACCGAUAAUUCUGAAGAUUGUGGACGCAAAACCAAAUAUCAAGGCGUCGGAUGUUUGUGGCGUGAUUUUGCAAAGUCAAGCAUGUUCCACGAGUAGUAGUGAAUAUAAUUGGUCAAUAGACGUCGAUGACAGUGAGCCGAAAUUAAUUCCAACUACAAAUGAUAAUGAGAUGAUGAAAAUUCUCCAAAUUACUGAUAUUCAUUACGAUCCGAAUUAUGAAGUGAAUGGCAAUGCAGGCUGCGCUGAACCGACCUGCUGUCGAAUGGGUCAAAAUUCCACCAACAAAAGAGGAAAACUAGCCAAAUAUUGGGGAGAUUAUAAUUUCUGCGAUGCUCCUUGGCACGCCGUUGUCGAUGCUCUUGAUCACAUGAAAAAUACACACUCGGAUGUAGACUACAUUUAUUUCACUGGCGACAUAAUAGAUCACGGAGUUUGGGAAACAACUUUAGAAGACAAUGCAAAAACCUUGACGAAAAGCUAUAAUUUAAUGAAGGAAACUUUUCCAAAUAAGAUGAUAUUUCCAAUUCUAGGCAAUCACGAGCCAAAUCCAGUUAAUGUUUUCGCUCCACACGAUAUUGAGGAGGAAGAACUGAGUACAGUUUGGCUCUACAAAUUACUAGCGGAUCUUUGGAUUAAUUACGGCUGGUUGCCAGAAUCUACACGAGCAACAAUUUUAAGAGGAGGAUUUUACACCGUUUCGCCAAGGAAAGGAUUCAGAAUUAUUGUCAUGAAUAAUAAUGUCUGUUACACUUACAAUUGGUGGAUUUUGUAUCAGCCAAAGGAUCAAGACGGUCAAUUAAAAUGGUUGAUGGAAACACUCCAUCAGGCGGAGAAUGACAAUGAAUUUGUUCAUAUACUGGCUCACAUUCCACCCGGUGAUAAUUCCUGUCUAGUUGCUUGGAGUCGAGCUUUCAGAAAAAUUGUCAAUCGAUAUUCACACAUUAUUUCCGCUCAAUUCAAUGGACACACGCACAAUGAUGAAUUAAAAGUCUUCUACAGUCCCGAUGACAAUUCGAAAAUUAUCAAUGUUGCUUGGAAUGGAGGAAGUAUCACAACUUACUCGAAUCUCAAUCCAAAUUACAAAAUCUACGAAAUCAAUGGAAACGAUUAUAAAGUCGAAGACUAUGAGACCUGGAUUUACAAUCUCACUGCAGCGAACGAAACUCCCGAUCGAAGGCCCGAUUGGUUUAAGCUUUAUUCUUUCAAAGAAGAAUACAAUUUAUCCGACACUUCUCCAAAUUCCUUGAACAAUUGGCUCGUCGAGAUGUCUAAAGACGAUAAAGCAAUAUUAAAAUACCACAGAAACUUUGUCAAAUAUGCGGAUCCAGCACUGAAAGAAAACUGCAAUUCUAAAUGUUUAAAAAAGCAAUUUUGUUCAAUUGUCACCAGUCAAGUGAAUAACAAAAAAGAAUGCACCUUCUUUGAAAAUUUGAACAGUCCAAUAUUUCAAAUGUUAAAUAAUACCGAAAUUGGAGUCUCCGUGAAUAGCAUUAUUGGAAAAGUAAAAGGCACAAUUUUCGGCUAAAGAAAGAAUUUCUAAUUUUUUUUUAAUAAAUGAAAAUUACUAGGAAAAAAUAAGAUCUGUCUAGAUUGAAAGAAAGUUUUCUUAAAGAAAAAAGAAAGAUUAGAUUAAGUUUUUUUUGUACGAAACUGACUGAAAAAAUGCAAGAAUUUUUUAUAAUAAACAAUUUUUUUCACAGUA